Megalobrama amblycephala (Wuchang bream) is the source of this 1343-nucleotide messenger RNA. Its product is annotated as transmembrane protein 42. NCBI's taxonomy places the organism in Eukaryota, Metazoa, Chordata, Actinopteri, Cypriniformes, Xenocyprididae. The transcript has 3 exons. Bases 123 to 758 code for a protein of 211 amino acids. The record is from RefSeq and is a predicted model, not a curated record.
UUAUUGAAGUUACUUUUGAAUGGAUAGGAAAAAACAUUCCAUGAUUUAAAUAAUGUUUUUGUGCUACUGUUUUGAGAACAUUAUUAAAAACCAGAUAACAUUCUAUCAAUGUAACUGAAAGAAUGUUUGUUCAUAACCUUGGCAGAACGUUCCGAGAACGCGCUGAGCAAAAUGCAGCAUGGACUACAGUUCCCAGAAUGCACCUGCUCGCAGUGAUGAUGCUGAUGGAGUGUCUUCGCAGCAUCACGCGCUCGCAGUGCUGGAGAAGGAGAUGUGAUGGGUCUGCUGAAGUCAUGUUUCCCGGUGUCCUGUACGCGCUGCUGGCGGGAUUUCUCGGCGCCGUGGCGUCCUCGUCCGCCAAACUGUCUCUCGGUACCGACUAUCUGAAGGGCGUGUGUGAGACGGGACUGCGGACGUGGGGCGAGCAGAGGAAAUUCACGCAGCACAACGACACCAGCGCGUGCGACUGGCUGCACAUCCCUCUCAGACUGCUGUGUGGAGGUCUGCUGUUCACCUGUAACGCUGUGAUGUGGACCUUCCUGGCCAAAGCGCUGCGGAGCUCGUGCUCGUCCGCGCGCACCACUGUGACCACCACCGCCUCCAACUUCAUCUCCUCUGCAUUUCUGGGGCAGCUAAUAUUCGGGGAGACCCACAUGGCCCUGUGGUGGGUGGGAAUCUCUCUGACUCUCUCUGGUCUCCUGGUGCUUCAUCACACGUCGCCCAACCUCACGCAGUCACACGCCAGCAAGAGAGAGUGACCUGCGCUGACGUGCACGCUCACGGUGUGACCAAUGACACGGCUGCCUUCAUUGUGUUCAGAAACAUAUCAGAAACAGCAGCUUACACACUGACAUCACCACUAUUCUCACUCGCUGUGGGUCCAACUGCUCUAAGACACACAAACAGACUUAACGAGUCUUUCGUUUAUUUCGCUUCACUGCGCUAGAAUAUUUGAGCAGCCGUAUUUCACGUGGAAAGUCUACUGUCAUGCCAAAGAUCCGUUUAAAUAUUUUAAAACAAAUAUUAAAAACAUUUAUUUAUGUGUAUUAUUAUUUAAUAUUAAAAGAUUAAAAAUCCAUAAAAAGUAUUAAAAACAACAGGUGCAUGAACCUACAUCACUGUUAAUGUGAUAAUGAAUCAUAUUUCACCUCAAAAUCAAUUGUUUAAUAAAGAGGAUGAAGGCUGUUUUUAGCUAAUAAUAUACAGCUAAAAAAUGAGCAUUUUCACUUUUGGGUGAAAUAUUAAUGGUAACACUUUACAAUAAGGUCUCAUUUGACAACAUAAUGCGUUAACUAACAUGAACUAACAAUGAUUUUAUAGCAUUUAUUAAAGGCACAAUAUGU